UUUUGGAAUGCAACGGUCGUUUGUGUCUCGAUAUACAGAUUGGAGGUCGAAGCAUGUAUCCCCUGUUAGUACAGAGAACAGCAGCUGGUAAUGAAGCGUUGGACGAAAUUGUGGAAUGCACGACGGCGAGCGACGAGAUGCAAAAAAUUUCCAGGACGUGCGAUGUGGACGAAGGCAAGUCGGGAGCCACCGCCUGCCCCAAAGUCAUUCGCCUUCGGGCUUUGCCGGCGCUCAUGUCCGGCAGAGCUGACUCAGCUCCACGGCCGCAUCGCAUUUCCUUUCAUUGGAUCGGAUGACCUCCUUUGCUUCAUCAGCACGGCGCGUAUCUAAUCCGAAUGACCAAAAAUGAUUGUAGCCUCAUUGCAACUUCGUCAAUUCA
This is a messenger RNA of Laetiporus sulphureus 93-53, 379 nucleotides long. RefSeq lists its product as uncharacterized. Lineage: Eukaryota; Fungi; Basidiomycota; Agaricomycetes; Polyporales; Laetiporaceae. The transcript has a single exon. Bases 91 to 330 code for a protein of 79 amino acids. The record is from RefSeq and is a predicted model, not a curated record.